Molecule: messenger RNA, 2327 nt
Organism: Scophthalmus maximus (turbot)
Lineage: Eukaryota; Metazoa; Chordata; Actinopteri; Pleuronectiformes; Scophthalmidae
Gene: ap3m1
Product: adaptor related protein complex 3 subunit mu 1
Exons: 9
Coding region: 166-1422 (418 amino acids)
Biological process (GO): endocytosis; intracellular protein transport
Cellular component (GO): cytoplasmic vesicle; clathrin adaptor complex
Source: RefSeq, a predicted model, not a curated record
CUGGCCUUUUUGGUUCGAUUUAUCGACAUAAAAUCGUGAGUACGUUUCGUUUACGUGUCCCGAGAUGUGCAGGCGCCUCCUCAGCGACCACACACUCACUUCUUCUGCCAUAUUGGCACCGACAGUAAACCGCUUUGACUGAGUCAGCUGGAGUCGGCAGCUGAGAUGAUCCACAGCCUGUUCCUGAUUAAUCACUCGGGGGACAUCUUCCUGGAGAAACACUGGAAGAGUGUCAUCGGCCGCAGCGUGUGCGAUUACUUCUUCGAGGCCAAGGAGAAGGCGGUGCAGCCGGAGAAUGUGCCCCCCGUGCUGCAGACGCCCCACCACUACCUCAUCAGCGUCUACAGGGACAAGCUCUUCUUCCUGUCCGUCGUGCAGACCGAGGUGCCGCCGCUGUUCGUCAUCGAGUUCCUGCACCGGGUGGCGGACACGGUCCAGGACUACUUUGGAGAAUGCUCAGAAGGCGUCAUCAAGGACAACGUGGUAACGGUGUACGAGCUGCUGGAGGAGAUGCUGGACAACGGCUUCCCGCUAGCAACAGAGUCCAACGUACUCAAGGAGAUGAUCAGGCCUCCCACCAUCCUGCGAUCAGUCGUCAAUACGCUCACAGGAGGUAGCAAUGUUGGAGAUACGUUGCCGACAGGCCAAUUGUCCAGUAUCCCGUGGAGGCGGGCUGGUGUCAAAUACACCAAUAAUGAGGCGUAUUUCGAUGUGAUUGAGGAAAUAGACGCCAUUCUGGACAAAUCGGGUACAACAGUAUUUGCAGAGAUCCAGGGUGUAAUCGAAGCCUGCGUGAGGCUCACUGGGAUGCCUGACCUGACUCUAUCCUUCAUGAAUCCCCGUCUUCUGGAUGACAUGAGUUUCCAUCCUUGUGUGCGGUUCAAACGCUGGGAGUCAGAGCGCAUCCUUUCUUUCAUCCCACCAGAUGGGAACUUCACUCUCAUGACCUAUCAUGUCAGCUCUCAAAAUGUCGUAGCCCUUCCGGUGUACGUGAAGCAGAACAUCAGUUUCCUUGAGACGGGAUCCUGCGGUCGCCUGGACAUCACCAUCGGACCCAAGCAGACUAUGGGGAAGACGGUGGAGGGAUUGACGGUCACCGUGCACAUGCCUAAAACCGUGCUCAGCGCCAACCUCACAGCCACACAGGGAAACUACACCUACAACCUCGCUACCAAGGUUCUGGUUUGGGACAUUGGAAAACUGAAUCCCCAGAAGCUUCCUAACCUGCGAGGCAGUCUGAGUUUGCAGGCGGGAGCCCCCAGACCCGAGGAGAACCCUGCACUUGACAUCACCCUGAAGAUACAGCAGCUGGCAAUAUCAGGUCUCAAGGUGAGUCGCCUGGACAUGUACGGGGAGAAGUACAAGCCGUUUAAAGGCGUCAAGUAUUUGACGAAAGCGGGGAAAUUCCAAGUGCGGACCUGAGUAAUGACAGUCCAUUGAGGCCAAAGGUCAACAGUCCAAUGUGCCAAAUAGGAGGCGGUGUCACCCACACCGCAUGGUCAUCUCUCCAAUAAGUCUCACAUAUACUCCAGGUCAUCGUUAUUAAUGCACAAUUUUUUGCAAUCUAACAGUUAUUUAUGACUUGUCUGGCAUUACAUAGAUGUGACUGGAGGGUGUUUGUGCCCUGUGAAGGGAUGCCUUACCUUUUGAAGUUGAAGUGCUAUUAGUUUCUCUCCUGUUUAAAUGUACUUCAUUGUAUGAACCAUUCCUCUUUAAUUUUCUGGACUAUCUUUUGAAUAUUAUUCUCUUUUUUUUGUGUUUAACACUUUCUAAGUGUUGCCUUAGGGGGAAUAUUUUGGUUUGAAAAAGGGACACUCAGCUCACUGCCUCACUCCCCACUACAUCAACACACCUACUGUUUACAAUCCUACGUGCAUGUUACUUGAUAGGUAAAUGGCCUUGCAUUUGAAAACCAUCUUGCAUAUCUAAUGUAGCUCCAGUGUGUCUUUGGUGCAGAAAUUUUCGCACACAAUCUCUCUUUAACGUGGCCUUGUAAGAGUAGGUCAAAGCACAAACUGAACGUUUCCACGCCCUAAGAGAGCAUAUCCUAAAUAUAUCUUAUAUCUAAAGUACAAAAUUAGACUUGGGGAUCACAACUAUCUGCAGGCCCUAGAAACGAGCCAGGCGGUCUCUUGGGAGCAGUUGUGUUAAAAGCGCCAGACAUCUACAAAACAUCCUCACGACCUUGAAGGCAACCUCUUAACUCAGCACAGCAUUUGCACAAUCAAUUGUCCAUGUGGAAAAAAAUACUACUUAAAUCUCUUGUAAGAAGUUGAAUUUGUAUUUUAGUGUACUAUAUAAGAUGUCUUAUAAAAGCUUUACAACAA